GACCCCGGGGUGCUGCUGUGCGUGGAGCGGAGCUGUGUGGGCUCGGGGAUGUGCCACAAACGGGGAAUUUUCCCAUAAAGGCGACCCCAAACUUUACAGACAUCACCCGGGAACGGCACCGCGGAGCCCACAUCCCGCAGAGACCCCAAACGGCGGGGAUGGGGGGCGGCCCCACGGCCGGCUAACGAGCGCCGCCGCGCUCAUUAAGCCUCGGGGCAGCAGCAGAUCUCCUCGUUAGCUGUGAUUAACGAGCUGCCGGCGGCCUUUCUCCUUGCAGCUCUGUUCGGAUCGCGCUCCCGCUCGGCGCGCUGCGCUGGCAGCGUCGCUGUGAGCAGCCCCAGGAGCUUCGCACGGCCGCGGGCCCACAAACGAUGCGCCUGAUGCGGAUCUUCGUGAACGACGACCGCCACGUGAUGGCGAAGCACAGCGCCGUGUACCCGACGCAGGAGGAGCUGGAGGCCGUGCAGAACAUGGUGUCGCACACCGAGCGCGCCCUCAAGGCCGUCUCCGACUGGAUCGACGAGCAGGAGAAGGUCGGUGGGGAGCAGGCGGAGGCAGAGGCCAUGGAGACGGCCGCGGAGGAGGAGAACAAGGAGGGAGGGGAUCAGAAGGCGGCGGAGCAGCUGACGCGGACCCUUCGCGGCGUGAUGCGCGUGGGGCUGGUGGCCAAAGGGCUGCUGCUGAAGGGGGACCUGGACCUGGAGCUGGUCCUGCUGUGCAAAGACAAACCCACCUCCGAGCUGCUGCAGAAGGUGGCCGACAAUCUGGGCGUGCAGCUGGCGGCCAUCACCGAGGACAAAUACGAGAUCAUCCAGGCGGUCGGCGACGCCGCCAUCGUCAUCAAGAACACGAAGGAGCCGCCGCUGACGCUGACCAUCCACCUGACGUCGCCGGUGGUGCGGGAGGAGAUGGAGAAGCAGCUCGCCGGAGAAACGCUAUCAGUCACCGACUCCCCGGACGUUCUGGACAGGCAGAAAUGCCUUGCUGCCUUGGCGUCACUGCGGCACGCCAAGUGGUUCCAGGCCAGGGCGAACGGCCUGAAGUCGUGCGUCAUCGUCAUACGCGUGUUGAGAGAUCUGUGUACCCGGGUUCCCACCUGGGCGCCGCUCCGAGGAUGGGUAAUGCUGCUUUGUGGCUCGCCGGGGUCCGAUCGGUGCAGUUCGGGGCGGCCCCCUCCGCUCCCCCCCUCCCCUUCGAGCCCCACCUGCGGCACAGGAGGGACGUGGGGCAGCCGGAGGUCCCCACGGCUCUGGGACCUUGCUUUCCAUGGGGAGAGAGACCUGUGGCUGAGCACCCAACAACGGGGGAACCCCCGCUCCCUCCAGGUGCUGCAGGAUAUGGGGUUACCCACCGGAGCGGAGGGCAAAGAAUCCGGCAAAGGCGAUGAGUCGGCGGAGGAGACGGAGCAGAAGCCGGUGGUGGUUCCUCCUCCUCCUGUUGUGGAAGCUGUUUCUACACCCAGCGCCGCUUCUCCUCCUUCGGAUCAGACCUCAGAGAACGUGAAGCAGCAGGGACCAAUCCUGACCAAGCACGGCAAGAACCCGGUAAUGGAGCUGAACGAGAAGCGGCGCGGGCUCAAAUAUGAGCUCAUCUCCGAGACGGGCGGCAGCCACGACAAACGCUUCGUCAUGGAGGUGGAGGUGGACGGGCAGAAGUUCCAAGGAGCCGGUUCCAAUAAGAAGGUGGCCAAAGCCUACGCCGCGCUGGCAGCGCUGGAGAAGCUCUUCCCCGAUGCUCCCGUUGCCAUUGAGCAGAACAAGAAGAAGAGAACCCCCCUGCCUGCCAGGGGAGGGCCCAAGUUUGCCGUGAAGCAGCACAACCCGGGUUUUGGGAUGGGGGGUCCCAUGCACAACGACGUCCCCCCACCGCCCAACAUGCGCGGCCGGGGCCGGGGCGGCAACAUGCGCGGCCGUGGGAGAGGCCGGGGCGGCUACGGGGGCAACCACGGCGGCUACAUGAACGCAGGCGGCGGCUACGGGAGCUACGGCUACGGGGGGAACUCGGCGACGGCGGGAUACAGUGACUUUUUCACAGACUGCUCCGGCUUUCAUGAUUUUGGGGCUCCAUAGACCAUCCCAAAGCGUUGCAAAAACACACAACCCCCCAACCAACUCAGCCCAACCCAACCCAACCCAAAAGACUUCCCCCCUCCCCCACCCCCCCUCCUCCCACCCCCCCACGUUUUCUCCAUCUCCAAACCCCAAAGUGUUGGUGCUGUUGUCCCCGUGGUGUCGCCGGCUGUCCCAGCAGCAGCUCUGCCCCACGGACCGGGCUCUGCUUCCAUCCGGCGUCAUUCGGCGUUUUAUUUUUGUGGGAAGAAAUCCUUUUAGCCUUUAAAAUCCAACGCCGGCAUCGCAAUGCAGACGCGACCCCCGGAGCGUUUUAACGAACCUUUGUCUUAAUUCCCAGCGGGUUUUGUAUCGAUUUGAGCCUUUUAAUAAAUCCCGGGCGUUGGG
Phasianus colchicus (ring-necked pheasant) is the source of this 2456-nucleotide messenger RNA. The record is from RefSeq and is a predicted model, not a curated record. NCBI's taxonomy places the organism in Eukaryota, Metazoa, Chordata, Aves, Galliformes, Phasianidae.